This is a messenger RNA of Stegastes partitus (bicolor damselfish), 884 nucleotides long. It is a transcript of the gene rnf212, whose product is annotated as ring finger protein 212. NCBI's taxonomy places the organism in Eukaryota, Metazoa, Chordata, Actinopteri, Pomacentridae. Gene Ontology annotation, molecular function: SUMO transferase activity. The transcript has 12 exons. The record is from RefSeq and is a predicted model, not a curated record. Bases 1 to 843 code for a protein of 280 amino acids. Gene Ontology annotation, biological process: reciprocal meiotic recombination; protein sumoylation; homologous chromosome pairing at meiosis. Gene Ontology annotation, cellular component: synaptonemal complex.
AUGUCUUCCUGGGUCUGCUGCAAUUCUUGCUUUGGUCCCCCCAGUGCUGACCGCAAACUGGCUGUCACAUCUUGUGGUCAUAUCAUCUGUAGUGUCUGUUAUCAGAAAGGCAAGCAAGGCAAGUGUUUAAUAUGCAGCGCCAAAUGCCAAGUAUCACCACUCUCUGACAAAAGCAGCUCUGAAGUGAAGGCCCUGUUCUCUGACAUCAGCGCUGUGGCGACCCAACACUUGGCGGAAAUCAACAAAGUUAUGACGUUCCAGGCAAGACAUCAGAAGAGACUGCUGACUCACUACCAGCAAAGGAAUGAGCAGAAAGAGGAGACAUUAGUCAAGAUGAAGCAAGAAAUGCAGCAAAUGACAAAGAAGCUGAGUGAACAGAGCGCCUACAUUGCUAAGCUGGAAAAGUCUCUCCAGCAUCAGAGUGCAAAAGCUUCAUCUGUGCCCCAGAUCAGCCACAGUUGCCAUACUCCUCAUGGGCAUAAGCUAGUCCUACAGAUCCCACAUACCUCCCCUGUGUCGCUGUCACGACACUCCUCAGCCACUAAUAUCUCUGAAAACACGGAGGUGGAUGAAAGGAGGCUGUUCAGGAAACCGAGCUCUGUCCCCAGGCUGUCAUUUAUCAAUCCUCAAGAUGGACGAAUGGGAAGCGUCCCUCACAGAUCGUCCAGGCAAAACCCGUCAACCAAGCACUCAGCACGCUCAGCCACAGUCAGUCGUUUUCAAGGAGCGCCUUUGACCCCCGACAUGUCCCGCAGCCAGAGUUCUGGAUACAAGUCUCCCAUCUUCAAUCUUGCAUCCUCCUUCAGACACUCCAUGUCCUCCCUGGACCGCACUCCUCCUUAACAAACACACACAAACUGUCAUGCGAUCUAGAGGAAAUGCAC